AUUACGUAAUUUUAUUUAUUUAAUUUUUCAUAAAUAAAUUUAAUAUCCAUUAAGUUUCAAAAUUAAUUAGUCGAGAUGCAAAAUAGUAAUGACACUUCAAAUGACAAUAAAUCCAUUAAUAAAGCAAAAUCUUAUUCUAGUGGACCACCUAAAAAACUGAAAAACAUACCAGUAAAACGUAAAUCAUUUAACACAAAUGAAGCAAUUAAUUCGUUGGAUCUAGUUGGAGGAAGGUUGAAGAAAAGUAAGCUUGUGAUUGGAGAAUCUACCACAAGUAGUGAUCAUACGAAUCCAGUUCAAGGUUACAAUACGCAAGACAUGUUUAUUGACAGUGUAGCAACUCCAAGUGUAAAUUUCAUUGAUGUGGAAAAUACAUCGUCGAUCUCUAUAAAUUUUUCUCAUUACGAAUUAAUGAGAAAUAUUUCACUAUCUAAUUGUAGCUCCAACGAAGCGGUAGGUAGUACUUAUGGCGCCUUUUCUAGCCUUACGGAUAUCGCCUCAAGGAACGAAAACUUAGAAAGAUAUUUUCGAAGCCUUGACAUGUGGAGUAGAGGUCCAAAAACAAACGGAACCAAAUAAUCUAAGGUUUCGAUUUCUUUACAAUUUUUCUACACUUAACGUUGUUUGUGUAAAUUUUAAAGAACCAUGAAAUGAAAUGUACACAUUAACGAUUAUGAAAAUUUUAUUUAUUCAAAGAAACUUUACAUUAAUAACAGAAUAAUCUCAGAAUUUACAAAUGAACAUACCGAUCUAUACAACACUGUAACUCUUAAACGAGACGAUAAGAUUUAUAACACUGAUUAACAACAACGUAGAAUAUAAAUUUUCUCUAGGGCCACCAAACGGCGCGUUACUGAAUACAAUAAUUUAUAAGAUUGCCCUGUAUGUAAUAAACAUGACUCGCCAGCCUAAGACAAAUUUAGGUCGAGAGGGUAACAGGCGUGUAAUAGUUACGAGUAGAUUAGGACAGAGGAAGAACAUUCAAGUUUAUUAUUGUGUUCAACACCGCGCUUGCCAUCGAUCUAUUUGCUAAAGAGCGAUCCGCGACAUUCUACUGUUACGAAGGCGGACACUACACUGCAUCUUAACUACACUCAACACAUCUUAUUACAGUAUUUUUUAAAGAAAAAAAAAAUUAAUAUUAAAACAGUGACGAUUU
Melitaea cinxia (Glanville fritillary) is the source of this 1159-nucleotide messenger RNA. RefSeq lists its product as uncharacterized. The transcript has a single exon. The record is from RefSeq and is a predicted model, not a curated record. Bases 76 to 579 code for a protein of 167 amino acids. Lineage: Eukaryota; Metazoa; Arthropoda; Insecta; Lepidoptera; Nymphalidae.